GCGCACACCCUCAGGAUGCGGAUGCGGAAGUGCGGAAGCGGCUGCAAACAAUAACAAGCUAGCUUGGAAGUAGCUAUAUUGAUGUCGGUUAACCUUUUUGUGUGUUUUUGACAUUAUAUUCAGGGAUAUGGCUCUCCCUCCACAGCUAAAAGCCAUUCAGCACCAUCUAAGAACAGCACAGGAGCACGAGAAAAGGGAUCCUGUCGUGGCCUAUUACUGCCGGCUGUAUGCCAUGCAGACGGGGAUGAAGCUGGACAGCAAAACGCCAGAAUGCCGGAAGUUCCUCAUCAAACUCAUGGACCAGCUGGAAACGAUGAAGAAGGAGCUGCACGACAGCGAGUCCAUCACCCAGGAGGUCGUGGGCAACGCGCACAUCGAGAACUACGCCUUGAAGAUGUUCCUCUACGCCGACAAUGAAGAUAGAUCCGGACGCUUCCACAAGAACAUGAUCAAGUCGUUCUACACCUCCAGCCUGCUGCUCGACGUCCUCAGCGUGUUCGGGGAGAUGUCAGAGGAGAACAUGCAGCACAGGAAGUAUGCGAGAUGGAAGGCCACUUACAUCCACACCUGUCUGAAGAAUGGAGAGACCCCUCAGGCUGGGCCCAUCGGCUGGGAGGAAGCAUAUGAUGACGAAUACGGAGCAGAGGGCGGAGCAGAGGGCGGAGGCUCGUUCCAGGGGCCCCAGUCCCCCGCCCACUCCCAGUCCUCCACGGGGUACGACCAGGGGCCAGGGCCAGGCUACGGGGCAGAGGGCCCGGGGGCCCCGGGGUUCGGGCAGGGCUCGGGGGCGAUGGGCCCCCCGCCCUCCAACUACAACAGCAUCCACGUCCCCCCAGGGUCCCACGCCCCCGCCAACACACCUGCAGAUCUGCCCCCCCCUGCAGGUGAGCCCGUCAAACCAGUGCCUGUGCCACGCAACAUGCCUGUGGUGGACCCUGUUCUCCUCAGACCCAACCAAGAAGGGGACGUGCGUCUGACAGCGGAGGACUUCACCCGGGCCCAGAAGUACUGCAAGUACGCGGGCAGCGCUCUGCAGUACGAGGACGUCUCCACGGCCGUCCAGAACCUGCAGAAGGCCAUCAGGCUGCUCACCACCGGGAAAGAAUGAAGACCCUGUCCCCUCUUCCAUCUCCCUUCAUCACCCCCCCCCCCCUUCCCUUCUCCUCUGCCCCUUCUUCCCAUCCCCAUCUCUUCUAUCUCUCACCACAGAUGCAUUUGAGGAAAGUUCAUAUCUUCGGACCCGACCAAUGUCUCAGCUUUGACCACAGCAGCCCCCGCCUGUACUAAACCUCCAUUACAGCCUGCAGCCCACUUCUCUCUAGCCCAGCUUCUUUCCCCCUUCUUUCUCAGCCCCAGCCUCUACCCAACUUCCAGAACCAAGCUGUCUGUCCCUGCCCCUGGAUUCAACCAACGCGUAUGGCUGUUUAGAACCUGUAUAUUCCAAUGAAACCUCGCCCACUGUGUCUGUCUCCAUAUUAAACUGACUGCUGUAUGCUUUAUAUACUGUAUGGUCACGACCACAACUAGCUCCGGGUACUAACGGCAGAGCACAGUUCGACACACGUGCAGUGCUCACACUAAUUUACACAGACCAUCAACUGUAGGUCUUUUGAUACACACCCACCACACAUAUCUCUCUCUCUGUCUCUCUAUCGUUCUCUUUUCAUCUCUCCGUCCCCUCUCUCAUUGCCCCCCCUCUCCCUUUUUCUCUCUCUCACUCUCUCUCUUUCUGUCUCUCUUUCUGUAUGCAUGUAAGUGUACUUUGGGCUUAGUGUGAAUAUAACCCUGUCACAACUCCAUUACAGACUAAUGCUUUAAACACAAAUGAAAUGGCUGGAUGGUUCUGCCCUCACACAUGUUCUCAAUUACUCCUUGUUAUCUAUCUCAUUCUUGGGUGAAAAUGCACCCACAAAUGGUUCUUUCUGGAGCCACAUAAGGCUAGUACAUGGAUUCGAUAGAUAGAUUUCCGCCGAUUUGAUUCAUUGACCGAUUUGGGAAUGCGUUUGUAUAUGGUUGUUGUGUACUUUACCGCCGUUGCCGCCGUAGAGGGCAUGGGAGGACUAGGGGGACUGUCACUUUAGUUGAAUGCUUUUCCUAUCGAUGCUUAGUCACACGUAAAAAAAAACAACAAGCAGCUAACAAAACUAACAAUCAGCUCGACUACGAACUAACUAUAGUAGUUGGUAACCCAGCUGAAUAUGUAACUGGAAAAACUGGUCUGUUGGAACACCCAAUCUUCAAAUAUGCAAUCGCUGCUUACCCCCCCCCCCCCAACCCCCCCGUGCCCCUGAGUGAGUUUAAGUUAUUUGAAUCUGUGUGUUCUUUACCCUAUUGAUCCAUACUUUUUGUUUCAGUUGAGUUUUUCCAAUGUGUAUAUGACAUGAGACACUUCAAGCUAUUGAUUAAAAAAAAUGAGUGAAUUGUCUUCCAA
This is a messenger RNA of Hypomesus transpacificus, 2431 nucleotides long. RefSeq names its product vesicle (multivesicular body) trafficking 1 (gene vta1). Bases 128 to 1108 code for a protein of 326 amino acids. Gene Ontology annotation, biological process: late endosome to vacuole transport via multivesicular body sorting pathway. Lineage: Eukaryota; Metazoa; Chordata; Actinopteri; Osmeriformes; Osmeridae. The record is from RefSeq and is a predicted model, not a curated record. Gene Ontology annotation, cellular component: multivesicular body. The transcript has 8 exons.